AUGGAGCAGAACCAGCUGUUGCUGCUUCAGGCACCGGAACAAUGGCCCCUCUGGCCAGACUUGGAUGCGUCCUUCUCCCCCGACUUUUUCACUUCCCACGAGCUCCAGGCAAACGUCUUACAAAAUCACGAGACCGCCACGCUGGAGUCCUACCGCCUCCAGCCAACACCCAACCUCACGGUCGCCGAUUUCCCGCUCUCAACGCCUCUCUACCUUGAUGCCGGCAUCGACCUCGGCUUUGGGUGGUGCAUGGGCCCCGCUACCGACGACUUCAACAUCCCGGCAUCCUACGGCGGCUUAAGUCGACACAAUCCCCACUUUGGUUCCACGACCGGGAAAGUCACGGAGCCACCCUGUUUCCCCGUUCUUGACGGCGCUCUAGUCUCGGUGCACACAUGGGAUCUCCCCAAAGCCACAAGCAACAACCGGGAGCACACAAAGGGAAUCGAAGGCAGAACAUCGCUGACGUCGCUGCUCAAUCAUCCAAAUCUCCACUACCUGUCAAAGAGGCCGCUGGAUUGCCAGUAG
Molecule: messenger RNA, 528 nt
Organism: Colletotrichum graminicola M1.001
Lineage: Eukaryota; Fungi; Ascomycota; Sordariomycetes; Glomerellales; Glomerellaceae
Exons: 2
Coding region: 1-528 (175 amino acids)
Source: RefSeq, a predicted model, not a curated record